Messenger RNA from Mycosarcoma maydis (corn smut), 708 nucleotides. Its product is annotated as nucleotide diphosphatase. Gene Ontology annotation, molecular function: nucleoside triphosphate diphosphatase activity. The record is from RefSeq and is a predicted model, not a curated record. The transcript is spliced from 7 exons. Lineage: Eukaryota; Fungi; Basidiomycota; Ustilaginomycetes; Ustilaginales. The coding region runs from base 1 to 708 and encodes 235 amino acids.
AUGUCGACGAAACGACCGGAUGCAGUGACACCGUUCGCGCUGGCCACACCGCUGUUCAACAAGCUCGCUGGAAAACGUGUCGUGCUUGCAAGCUCGAGUCCGCGCCGAAAGGACAUCUUGGCUUCCGUCGGUCUGGUACCGGAGAUUGUGCCGAGCACGUUUGAAGAGAACCUGCCCAAGAGCGAGUUCAUCGGCGAAGCUGUUUACGAGUAUCCCGUUCACACGGGAUCCAAGAAGGCGCUCGAGGUGUACGAACGACUGGUGAAAGAGAAUCCAGAGGACCCGCCAGACUUUGUCAUCUCUGCCGACACAGUGGUCGUCAAGGAUGAAGUGAUCAUGGAGAAGCCCACGGACCAACACGACAAUCUGCGUAUGCUCGCCGACUUGAACGGAAGCUCUUGCGAAGUGGUUACGGGUGUUACGGUGAUCUAUCCGGUGAUCGAAGCGCCAGGGUUCCAGAUGAGAUCGCUUUGCGAGAAAACCAUUGUGCGGUUCGCAGACAACCCGUACUACAUGCUGAAAGCCUACGUAGAUUCCAAAGAAGGCCUCGACCGCGCAGGAGGCUUUGCGAUCCAGGGUCGUGGCUCGCUACUCGUGCGAUCGAUCGAAGGCGACUACAACAACGUGGUCGGCUUCCCCCUGUACGCUUUCAGUGCGUACCUGCAUGACCUCCUCGAACACGACGAAUUGGAUAUCGUCGAGGAUUGA